This is a messenger RNA of Penicillium maclennaniae, 459 nucleotides long. Its product is annotated as peptidyl-prolyl cis-trans isomerase/cyclophilin. Gene Ontology annotation, molecular function: peptidyl-prolyl cis-trans isomerase activity. Lineage: Eukaryota; Fungi; Ascomycota; Eurotiomycetes; Eurotiales; Aspergillaceae. The transcript is spliced from 4 exons. Gene Ontology annotation, biological process: protein folding; protein peptidyl-prolyl isomerization. The record is from RefSeq and is a predicted model, not a curated record. The coding region runs from base 1 to 459 and encodes 152 amino acids.
AUGUCUCGCGUUUUCUUUGAUGUCAGCAUUGGAUCGGCUCCGGCCGGACAGAUUGUCUUCGAGCUGUUCGAUGACACUGUUCCCCGCACUGCUAGGAACUUCCGGGAGCUCUGCACCGGCCAGAACAACUUUGGAUACCGCGGCUCCAUCUUCCACCGUGUGAUCCCCAAGUUCAUGCUCCAGGGUGGUGAUUUCACCAAGGGCAAUGGAACUGGUGGUAAGUCCAUCUACGGUGCCAAGUUCGAGGAUGAGAACUUCAUCCACAAGCACGACCAGCCUGGUCUCCUUUCCAUGGCAAACGCCGGAAGGAACACCAACGGCUCCCAAUUCUUCAUCACCCACGUUGUCUUCGGCCGUGUUGUCUCCGGAAUGGAUGUUGUGUCGAAGAUCGAGGCCGAGGGCACUAAGAGCGGAAAGCCCAACUCCAUGAUCAGAAUCGAGAAAUGUGGAACUGUCUAA